AUGAAUCACCAGCUUAAUUCAGGGAGACAGAUAUACAAAGUGCUGCUGGGGGUGAUCCCCAGCAAGGAACCAUCAGUUCUGUUCAGGAACUGGUGCUCCUAUGUGGUGACCCGUACCAUCUCCUGCCAUGUGCAAAAUGGCACCUACCUUCAGCGAGUGCUGCAGAACUGCCCCUGGCCCAUGAGCUGCCCAGGGAGCAGCUACCGAACUGUGGUGAGGCCCACAUACAAGGUGAUGUACAAGACAGUGACCGCGCGUGAGUGGAGGUGCUGCCCCGGGCACUCAGGGGUGAACUGCGAGGAAGUUACAGGUUCCUCUGGCUUCGUGGAGCCCAGCUGGUCGGGCAACACCAUGCGGCGGAUGGCGCUUCGGCCCACAGCCUUCUCAGGUUGCCUCAACUGCAGCAAAGUAUCAGAGCUGACUGAGCGGCUGAAGGUGCUAGAAGCCAAGGUGGCGGUUCUAACUGUCACUGAGCGGGCAGUGCUCCCGACCCCAGCUGCACCCGGGGACCCUGUCCCACUCUGGGGCUCCCCAGCUGCCCAAGGCAGCCCCGGGGAUGGAGGCCUCCGAGGGCUACCGGGAGCCAGAGAGAACGUGAGGGCCCCACUGCUGCAUCGAAAUGAUCGAGUUGGUGGCCAGGGGCUUGCUGGGCCCACUGGCCCCAAGGGAGACAUUGGCAACCGGGGCCCAACGGGGAUGAGAGGCCCACCAGGUCCUCAGGGCCCCCCAGGAAGCCCUGGCCAGGCCGGAGCUGUGGGCACCCCUGGAGAGAGGGGACCGCCAGGCCCACCAGGGCCUCCUGGUCCCCCUGGCCCCCCUGGUCCCCCAGCCCCUGUUGGACCACCCCACACCUGGAACCCCCAGUAUGGGGACCCAUUACUGUCCAACACCUUCACUGAGACCAGCAGCCACUGGCCGCAGGGACCAGCUGGUCUCCCAGGCCCCCCAGGGCCCAUGGGUCCCCCUGGACUUCCUGGUCCCAUGGGCAUUCCUGGGAGUCCUGGACACAUGGGACCCCCAGGCCCCACUGGACCCAAAGGAAUCUCCGGCCACCCAGGAGAGAAGGGAGAGAGAGGACUGCGUGGAGAACCUGGCCCCCAAGGCUCCAUGGGGCAGCGGGGAGAACCUGGCCCCAAAGGAGACCCUGGUGAGAAGAGCCACUGGGCUCCUAGCUUACAAAGCUUCCUGCAGCAGCAGGCUCAGCUGGAGCUCCUGGCCAGACGAGUCACCCUGCUGGAAGCCAUCAUCUGGCCAGAACCAGAGGGGUCGGGGGCAGGACCUACCGGCACAGGCACCCCCAGCCUCCUGCGGGGCAAGAGGGGAGGACACGCGGCCAACUACCGGAUCGUGGGCCCCAGGAGCCGCAACGAGAGAGGCUGAGGGCAGGGGCGGCCCUGGGGGCAGACCUCGCCUGGGUUCCCUUCCCAGCCUGGAGUUGGCCAACUGCCUCCAGGGACCGCCCAUCCAUAUUU
Messenger RNA from Suricata suricatta (meerkat), 1472 nucleotides. RefSeq names its product EMI domain containing 1 (gene EMID1). The transcript has 16 exons. NCBI's taxonomy places the organism in Eukaryota, Metazoa, Chordata, Mammalia, Carnivora, Herpestidae. Bases 1 to 1380 code for a protein of 459 amino acids. Gene Ontology annotation, molecular function: protein binding. The record is from RefSeq and is a predicted model, not a curated record.